AGGUGCCGAUAUUUACCCAGUGCUAACUUUGGGUCCCUUCUUGGAAUAGGAGGAAGAGCCGUUCUCUACUUUUCAGAACUACAGAGAAACUAAAGAGAACCGAUGUAAAUAAGCUGAACUCUCUUCUGGCCUCUCCCCUCUCGAGACAUCACCACUUCACCCUGUGAGGAGCGUGAAGAACUAGACCAGUCACUAUGAAUGUAACCAGCUUGUUUUCCUUCACAAGUCCAGCUGUGAAGAGACUUCUAGGUUGGAAACAGGGUGAUGAAGAAGAAAAAUGGGCAGAGAAAGCUGUGGACGCUUUGGUGAAAAAAUUGAAGAAAAAGAAAGGGGCCAUGGAAGAGUUGGAGAAGGCCCUGAGCUGCCCGGGGCAGCCAAGUAACUGUGUCACCAUUCCCCGCUCCCUGGAUGGCAGGCUGCAGGUGUCCCACCGGAAGGGAUUGCCUCAUGUCAUUUAUUGCCGAGUGUGGCGCUGGCCGGACCUCCAGAGCCACCAUGAACUGAAGCCUCUGGAGUGCUGUGAGUUUCCUUUCGGUUCCAAGCAAAAGGAGGUGUGCAUCAACCCCUAUCACUAUAAGCGCGUGGAGAGCCCUGUCCUUCCUCCCGUGCUGGUUCCCAGGCACAGUGAGUAUAAUCCUCAGCACAGCCUUCUGGCACAGUUCCGCAACUUGGGACAGAAUGAGCCUCACAUGCCACUGAACGCCACGUUUCCAGAUUCCUUCCAGCAGCCCAGCACCCACCCGUUUCCCCACUCGCCCAACAGCAGCUACCCCAACUCCCCAGGCAGCAGCAGCAGCACCCACCCUCCACCCCCCACGUGGCCUGCCGGGAGCUUUCCCCUACCAACUGACACACCCCCACCUGCUUACCUGCCUCCUGAAGACCCCAUGGCCCAGGAUGGCUCUCAGCCAAUGGACACGAAUAUGAUGGCACCUGCACUGCCCUCCGAGAUCAACAGAGGAGAUGUUCAAGCUGUUGCUUAUGAGGAACCAAAGCACUGGUGCUCUAUUGUGUACUAUGAGCUCAACAACCGCGUGGGCGAAGCGUUCCACGCCUCCUCCACAAGUGUGCUGGUGGAUGGUUUCACUGAUCCUUCCAACAAUAAGAACCGCUUCUGCCUUGGGCUGCUCUCCAACGUUAACCGGAACUCCACAAUAGAAAACACCAGGAGACAUAUUGGAAAAGGCGUCCACCUGUACUAUGUUGGAGGAGAAGUGUAUGCCGAAUGCCUGAGUGACAGCAGCAUCUUUGUGCAGAGUCGGAACUGCAACUACCAUCAUGGGUUUCAUCCCACCACUGUCUGCAAGAUCCCCAGUGGGUGUAGCUUGAAAAUUUUCAACAACCAAGAGUUUGCUCAGCUAUUGGCACAGUCUGUGAACCAUGGUUUUGAGACUGUGUAUGAACUCACCAAAAUGUGCACUAUUCGAAUGAGUUUCGUGAAGGGUUGGGGAGCCGAGUACCACAGGCAGGAUGUUACUAGCACCCCCUGCUGGAUUGAGAUACAUCUGCAUGGCCCUCUCCAGUGGCUGGAUAAAGUUCUUACCCAGAUGGGUUCGCCCCACAAUCCUAUUUCCUCAGUGUCUUAAAGGGCCUCGGCUUCUGUCUCUUGCAAACUGUUGAGCCUUGCAUGUACUUGAAGGAUGGAUAUGUCAAGACGGGUGAAGACCUGACAAGGGAGCCUUGAUAAUACUUGACCUCUGUGACCAACUGUUGGAUUGAGAAAUUAACAAACCUUGGUAACAUGCUGUUGAUAUCAAGAAUCUGUUUAGUUUACAUUGUGACAUUCUGUUGUAUGAUCAACUAAAAUGUUGACUUUUAGCAGGACUUUUGUGUAUAGUUUUAAAAGAGAUGGCCAAGCCAGGGACAAAUUAUCUAUUAGAAGAAGAACAAUCCUGAGCAGUCCUUUUGUUUGGAGUGUUUGGCAUAAUGUUACGCUAAUAGUCUUUGAAGUAUGCUCUUCAUCAGGUUCUGAGCCCACAUUGAAUCAUCUUCUCAUGGGUUUUCAUAAUAUUUUAAAACUGUUUGUUUAGAAAUGAAUGGGGUUCUUUGUUUUUAAAGGUGAAUCUUUAUGACAUAUAUAGUAUUCUUUCUAAAACCGUAUGCUGACUGUAGUGCUGUCUGAAUGACGUCAGGCUUGUACUCUUUGCUAAAUAUGUAUAUACAGAAUAUUUGGAGGUUAGGAAUAGUCUAAAUGGCUAGUGGAUCUAGAAGGUAUUUGUGGGUGGGGUCGGGGAAAAGAAAUGACAACCGCAAACGUAGACUAUGCCAUAACAUUGAGUUUGUUGUCUUAAAUGAGCAAGCUGGUGUCUGAAUUUGCUGUGUUUCAGUUUUUUAGAGUUUUAUCUGACUUUUUUCCUUUCUUUUCUUCUAUCUCAUCUGCUCUACACGGAAGUUAAGCAGCUGGUUAAUUCCUGUAACUGUGAGAGCAAAUGAAUAAUUCCUUUUAUUUGCAAAUCAACUGGCUUUGUGUUUCAGUGCCCGGUAUAUGAAAGGCUUGAAUUUAAUGAGCAGUUUUUACAGAGUUUACAAUACAGGCAUAGGCUUUAAUUUCCAAAUGAAUUGUUUGCCAAACCUAGUAACCGUGUUCAUUAGUCACAGGUUUAAAGAAGAUCCUUAUUGGAAUCCAUUUCAAACAUUUUUAUUUUGUUUUGGUUUUUUAUACUGUUUGGUUUUGUUUUCUUCUGUUAAUUUUUUCUAUUCUCCUCUGCUCUUAUACACUGAGUACCUUUAUCCCAACACUAGCGGGUUUUCUCUACUGGACAAUUUUAAAUAAACCUGUCAUUAUUGCUUCCUUUGAUUAAAAA
Molecule: messenger RNA, 2804 nt
Organism: Cricetulus griseus (Chinese hamster)
Lineage: Eukaryota; Metazoa; Chordata; Mammalia; Rodentia; Cricetidae
Source: RefSeq, a predicted model, not a curated record